This is a messenger RNA of Somion occarium, 1372 nucleotides long. The record is from the annotation of a GenBank genome assembly. Lineage: Eukaryota; Fungi; Basidiomycota; Agaricomycetes; Polyporales; Cerrenaceae.
GCCGGACAUCAUCAUCAUCAAGACACCGAUUGGCAAGUCUACUUCCAAUGCCGAGAAGCUUAAGAUGUACAUGUAUGCAUUUCCAUUAUUUCGGUCGAGACCAUGUAUCCCCUUACCGGGGAACCUUCUGGUUCGGAGCUGAAUGGCCACAGUCACACCAUAUUGCUCGAUGUUUCAACCGCCUUGAUACCUUUCCUGAUUUCCACGAGGUUUUAUUUGCAUGACAAAAUUCAUGCAUACUUGGAUGUUUUUGCGACUGCUUUGAUCUGGUAUGACUACUUCCUCACUCUUGAUGACGAGAUACAACUUUUCUGGGGUCAUCGCUUGACGUGGACAAAUACACUAUUUUUCAUCAACAGGUAUAUGGUAUUACUCACGCAGACAUUCAACAUGUAUCCUCGAGUGGCUUCCCAUGUUACUUUCGAAAAGAUGCAGUUGUGCGUUGUUCUAGUAUUCAGUGGAAAAUCUUCUGACAUCGGUGUCGGCAUUCUUCGUACAUUCAGCUGCGAGAUCGCAAUCGGUUUCAUCUUAACCGGCUCGAGUAUUUUACAGCAGUUGGUGGUGGAUGCAAUUAUCUGUCUGCGUAUCUACGCACUCUAUGGAGAGCGUAAAAGAGUGCUGUAUUUUCUAGCUACUCUACUGGCAGUUUGUACAGCAUCCUCCAUCGCCGUCGUUGCUGCGGUUGGCCUUCACACUAAGGGUACUACAACCGCUAUUCCUGGUAUCAGUGCUUGCACGGUGGAGACGACAUAUCACCUGCUAUGGCUCUUCUGGAUCCCAACUUUGAUUUACGAGUCGACGGCGUUCUUCAUGGUCAUUCACAAAGCAUACCGAUAUCUGAAAGACCGCCGUUCCCUUGUCGAUGUGUCGAUCAAUUCGGACUCCAACAUCAUUGCUGUCUUGUAUAGAGAUUCACUUCUCUAUUUUGCCGGGAUUUUCGUACUCUACGUUACUACGUGUGUUGUAUUUUCCAAUCCGGACCCAAGCAUCUCAGGACUUAUGGAUGGCCCCACCCUGGCCCUCAUCUCCAUCAUGGGUGGCCGAGUGCUAUUCGACUUGCGCUCGGAGGGCGAAGAACCGGCAAGCUCAGCUGUCGACAACGUCACCACUGUGGAAUUCGCCAAUGGCGAUGCCGCAGUCAGAUCGGCCGAUGAAAUGGAAAUGGAAACGAGUCAAUAUAUCCGAGAAAUGUAGCAUCUAUCCUUCAAUAGUGGAGGCCUCAAAAUUUGGCGUGCACCUCUGUAUGCUUCUGCAUCAUAUUCCUGGGAUAUACAAGAGUCAAACAAUCAGUAGCCUGUUUACAUACACUGCCUCGACGUAAUAUUAAUUGCUGCUGUAAACUCAUGAAGACAAAUCAAUUAUUUGCUCUAUG